AUCUCCUCCUCAAUUCGUCCAAUUCAUUCUUUCUCAACAGUUCAACUGUGCAAUGACGGGUAAUCUGCGCCGACGACUUUUGUCGUUUUUCAAAAAAACGAAACCCAUGCAGCUCCUGGCGUUACCUCCUGCAGUGCUUGGCAAAGUUCUGAAACAACUAACCCCUCUUCAAAUAUUCGAAUUGUCCCAAAGUUCGAUGAGAAUGCCCACGUUGAUCAAGUCUAUUAUGGCAUUUGACCGCAUUUUGAUUGACCUGACAAAAGAAAGAAAAUCGAUAAUUUUCUACAACAAUUGGGAGAGGGAGCCAGCAAUCUUUUUCCACGUUGAUUACAAGCCAGAUGUUUACGAUACAAAGUUGAAGAUAGGAAAACUACGAAUCACAAUGACAGAUGGCCAUCUCCACUGCUACACUAAACGCCCUGGGAGUUGCCUAAAAUUAUGUCUCGAUUUUUUCUUCACAAUUUUCCAUUGUCGCUCUGGGCUCGCUACAGUCAAGUUGGACGGACACGCUUCGAAAUUCCGACGUCUCAUUUUCCACCCAAUUUUCAACAAUCGCCUUGUGCUGAAGUUAUGUGGUGGAACGUUGAAAAGAGGGUACAAUGAUAUGAAGACGUUGCUCCAUGAGUAUGAACACUUGGAGGGAAUUGUCGUUGACUUUCAAUUCCGCAUAGAUUAUUUUGAUCCUACUGAGAUCUUCACUCGAAACCGUGUGUGCUUCAUCAAUGGAGACUGGAUAACUUGUGAUAUACUCCUAAGACUGAAUUUCACUCGACUCGUGCUGGCCUCUCACAAGCUUACUACUCAAGAUAUGAACGCGUUCAUCAGGAGCUGGGUGUCCGGAUAUUGUCCGAACUUGCAAAGAUUUGAGGUUUUCCACAAUAACAACUCUGGCUUCCAUCCCAAACACAUCAUCCAAGGUUUGGACAUUCAGGGAUGGCAUCCGGAGCGCAGACAUGAAAAUGUUGUAAUGGACUUCCUCGAAUGCCCAUACAUCAUGAAAGCUCGAGACGAGAUCGACGUUAGAAGAAGAAAAGACGGAAUGCUUGCCACAAUUGUGAACAAGCCAAAAUCAUUUAUGUUUGUUGUCUGGCACGAACGUUUCCCGGAAUAUAAUCCCAAAUAUCGUGUAACAUCUAAGCAUGUUCCGGUGAAUUUCUGAACUAAUUGGUUUAUAAUAACUAUGUUAAAAUUAUUUCCUUAUAUGUAUCAAUUGAUUAAUAUCAACGAUUAAUAUUAAUUCACAACGCGAUGAUUCUGCAAAAGAAGCGGGUGCAACAUUUCGAUUUUUUGGUGCUCUACAAAUAUUUUUUAAAUAUGAAAAAAAAACGAAUUUCAAAUAAAAAAGUUAAUAUGUUUUAAAAAA
Molecule: messenger RNA, 1363 nt
Organism: Caenorhabditis elegans
Lineage: Eukaryota; Metazoa; Nematoda; Chromadorea; Rhabditida; Rhabditidae
Gene: F08F3.6
Product: F-box domain-containing protein
Exons: 5
Coding region: 107-1159 (350 amino acids)
Source: RefSeq, marked reviewed